Callithrix jacchus (white-tufted-ear marmoset) is the source of this 2450-nucleotide messenger RNA. NCBI's taxonomy places the organism in Eukaryota, Metazoa, Chordata, Mammalia, Primates, Cebidae. The record is from RefSeq and is a predicted model, not a curated record.
GUUGCCAGAGCAGUUUUAUCUGAUGCACCACAGUUCUCUGAAGGAAAAGAAAUAAAAUUAGAGGAACUAAUUGACUCUCUGGGUUCUAACCCCUUCUUAGCAAGGAAUCCGAUUCCCCGCACUCCAGAAAACUUGAUAAAUGAAAUUAGGAGUUCAUGGAGAUAAGCUAUUGAAAUGGAAGAAAAACAGAACUACAGGACCCAUUCAAAUGGAUACUGAGCAUAGAGAAGUAUUGCCAGAAUCACCGUCUGUGUGGCAUGAUCAAAGAGAAUUUAGCAUGGCCGAUUUUCUCUCUGAAACCACUGUAUCAGAUUUUGGCCAGUCUCAUUCGACUGAAGAGAAAGAUGUUUCAGAUUGCAAGGUGGGUGUGCCUCAGAAACGUGUGGUGACCAGUCACAUAGAUGAACCGCUAACACAAAAUCAGUCAGGUUUGUUAAAGAAGAAAGUAAUUUGCAAGCAAGAUUUGGAAUGUAUAGCCUGAACCAAGCUUUCAGGAACUAGCCAAAUGGAGACACUCUCCCCUGCUGUCGGCAACAGGAUAGAUGUGAUGCGUGGCAGUGAAGAGGAGUAUACUAAAACGCUGGACCACUUGCAAGCUUCUUGUAACAAGCCUUCCACAAAUAAAACUGCCUUGUGGAACUCUUUUCAGAUAUCAAGUGGAAUUAGUUCUGAGAGUUUUAAAGAUACUGAUUUUGGCAUAUUACAUGAAACUCUUCCGGAAGAAGGUGGUCACCUAAGUUUUAAUAGUUCCAGUAGUUCAGAGGCCAAUUCUAAACUGGAGCCAAAUAGUCCUAUGCGUGGUGGCAUUCUUCUAGAACAUGUUGUGGAAAGGAGACAGACUACUGCAGAAUCAGACUUCAAUAUUCAGGCUCUUUGCAGUAGCUAUGAGGCUCUAAAGAAAUGGCUUUCCAAGAAAAGGGAAGAAUCUUACCUCCGGAAUCCCCUAACACCUGAAAGACACAAACCAGUAUUGAGUCCUACUACCCAAAGUGUACAAACAGAGGAUAUGCUUAACUUUUUGGACACCCAUGAUUUAUUUGCAUACUGACCAUACAGAGCCAUCGUUACGCAUGUCCAUUGGUGAAAGAAAACAGUCUCUUUCACCGCUAAUUAAGUUUUCUCCAGUGGAACAAAGACUGAGGACCACAAUAUCAUGUAGUCUUGGAGAACUACCUAAUUUGACAGGCUGGAGUGCAAUGGCGCCUGGGGGCCACCGUUGACGUGGAGCACUCCCAUGUCCGAUUCCUGGGGAACCUGGUGCUGACCCUGUGGGACUCUGGCGGUCAGGACUCCUUUAUGGAAAAUUACUUCACCAGCCAGCGAGACAACAUCUUCCCUAACAUAGAGGGUUUUAUUUACGUGUUUUACAUGGCGAGCCAUGAACUGGAAAAGGAUAUGGAUUAUUACCAGUCAUGUCUGGAGGCCAUCCUCCAGAACUGUCCUGAAAUUUUCUGCCUGGUGCACAAAAUGGAUCUGGUUCAGGAGAAUCAGCAUGACCUGAUUUUUAAAGAGCGAGAGGAAGACCUGAGGCGUCUGUCUCGCCCGCUGGAGUGUGCUUGUUUUCGAACGUCCAUCUGGGAUAAGACGCUCUACAAAGCCUGGUCCAGCAUCGUCUACCAGCUCAUUCCCACUGUUCAGCAGCUGGAGAUGAACCUCCGGAAUUUUGCCCAAAUCAUCGAGGCCGAUGAAGUUCUGCUGUUCGAAAGAGCUACGUUCUUGGUUAUUUCCCACUACCAGUGCAAAGAGCAGCGCGACGUCCAUCGGUUUGAGAAGAUCAGCAACAUCAUCCAGCAGUUCAAGCUGAGCUGCAGUAAAUUGGCCGCUUCCUUUCAGAGCAUGGAAGUUAGGAAUUCCAACUUCGCGGCUUUCAUCGAUAUCUUCACCUCAAACGCGUACGUGAUGGUGGUCAUGUCAGAUCCGUCGAUCCCUUCUGCGGCCACCCUGAUCAACAUUCGCAAUGCCAGGAAACACUUGGAGAAGCUGGAGAGAGUGGAUGGCCCCAAGCACAGUCUCCUCAUGCGUUGAAUAGUGCCAAAUGCUCUUUCUGAAGAUGCCGAGUUGCCUUUUUUGUUUGCAUCCUUUAUUUUUAAUAUUCAUAAUGUUGUGUGCUUAAAAGUGGGCUUUGAAGUGUGUGCUGCUUUCUCCUUUCAUCUUUCUCCCCUGCUCUCCAGUCUUUAAACCUUGGACGCUACUUACUCAGCUACCCAGUAGCGCUUGAAGCUGGCUCUUCUGAGAAGAUGGUAUGGUGUAACACUUUAAGUCGGUGGUUCGUGCGUGUUCUGAUUACCUGGUUAUAAUAGAUAUGCACAUCAAAGCCUUUACCAGUAUCUUCCUGUAUUCCGUAUCAGAUUGCAAAGAUGGAAUGUUACUAUUUUAUCAGCAAGGUAUUAAAAUGCAUUUAUAAAUUCUUCUUGGCUUCAUUCAUGAAUAAACGUGUUAGCAAUUUAAAA